AUGGUCCUCAAGCUUUACGGAUUCCCAGCCUCCACUUGUACUCAUCGAGUACGCACCGUCCUCGCAGAAAAGGGUCUCGAGGCCGAAUUCCACCCUGUCGACUUGGCCAAAGGCGAACAAAAAGCAGAGUCUUACCUGAAUAACCUGCACCCAUUCGGCAAAGUGCCUGUUCUACAAGACACCGAGACGGGUAUUCAAGUUUUCGAAAGCAGAGCCAUUAACCAGUACCUUUCCAGCAAGUACUCCGGCCAAGGAACCGCACUUUCCCCUCCAGAGUCCGAUCUGAAAGCUUGGGCUCUGUACCAGCAGGCCCUCUCCAUUGAACAAUCCUACUUUGACCCGAUCGUCUCUCAGAUCGCUUUCGAGAAAGUCUUCAAAGCCCGGAAGGGUCUUGGUGAGACCGACGAGGCUCGCGUCCAGGCCCUCCUUUUGCAGCUCGCUCCCACCCUCGAGGGCUAUGAGCGGGUUCUUUCCAAGCACAAGUACCUUGCCGGUGACCAGGUGACCCUGGCGGAUCUGGCGCAUUUGCCGUAUGGUGUGUUCGUGGAGCAAUUCGGAUUCGCUGAUCUUCUUCCGAAGUAUCCCCAUGUUCAAAAGUGGUGGGAGGAGCUGAAGGCGAGGGAGAGCUGGAAGAAGGUUACUGCUUAG
Messenger RNA from Aspergillus bombycis, 648 nucleotides. Its product is annotated as glutathione S-transferase family protein. Gene Ontology annotation, cellular component: cytoplasm. The record is from RefSeq and is a predicted model, not a curated record. The coding region runs from base 1 to 648 and encodes 215 amino acids. Lineage: Eukaryota; Fungi; Ascomycota; Eurotiomycetes; Eurotiales; Aspergillaceae. Gene Ontology annotation, molecular function: glutathione transferase activity; glutathione binding. The transcript has 3 exons.